AUGACUGUCCCGCCUGACUGGUACUCACCAUACGAGGGCCCAGAGCUGUACCCAUCACCUCUGACACCUCCCCACUUCCUUGCCUUUCUCCGACCCCCGACCAACAAGCCGCCUCCCAACCCCGCACGUCCACCCCUGGCACCACCUCCGCCAGGGUGGACGAGGAGCUACCACGCCAUCCCCGCCGCAUUUCCACGCCAGCUACGUGAAAGUGCAGGGCCCUACGGACGCGGGUCGCAUCCUUACCGCCUGUCAGAGCCGCCAGCAAACGAGAGCAAGGAUUCGCGCAAGGUGCGGAUCGCGGAGGAGGGAUUUGAAUGCGCACGGAUACGGCAUUCUGCGACUGAGUGGUCGUUGGAAGAAGGUCGACAGGCCAAAGAUGGCGGACAGAAGGGGUUGUUUCUCUGCGUUGAACGAUGGCGUCGGGACGUACCCGGAGGAGGGAGGACGAUCGUCUGCACUCAUGCCUGUGGCAUGCAGAAGGAGCAGCACUGGCACCCGGUCUUCCACAACAUUCUCAACCGGGCAGGCACUGAGGAAACUGCCAUGUUCGGCACUGUUCGUUCAUUAUCCCAACAUGCAAUGGUCGAGGUGGACGACAUCUGGAUGCUCGACGACGUCCACCAUGGCGCCUCCCUCGACCUCAACGGGGGCCUUCUUGGCCCAACACAGAACUGGGACGACACCGGCCGUGACGCCCUCAAUUUCAUCCUCCAUGUCCUUCCCUCAGCGCAAGCCCAAGACCCAAACACUUUGGCAUGGGAGCUCCCUUGGGCUCCCGAGGGAGCGGCGCCAGCGGUGAAGGUGAUCGGGUUUGGCGGCUCGCUCGGCGGCUGUGCACAUAUUAUGGCAGCUCACACCCGCCCGGACGCGUACGAGGGCCUCUUCUUGUGUGAUCCCAUGGUACCACCACGCCUGGUGACUCCAGAGGUGUUCAAGGCGGAAGGCAUGAGUGGAGCCUACAGACGCGGCGCAGCAGCGCUCAAGCGACGGGAUACCUGGUUCAGCAGAGCAGUAGCUCGCGAGAGCAUGCUCUCGACUCCGUUUUACCAAACGUUCCACCCGGCCGUCUUUGACGUUACUGUCUCGCACGGUCUCGUUCCUGUUGACCCAGCCAAGCCUGCUGGCGAAGUGACUCUGGCCACGGCGCCGUGGUGCGAAACAGCCGUCUUCGUCGAGCCCAUCUCCCCCGCUAGAGCUUGGGACAUGUUGCCCAACCUCCGCGUGCCCAUUGGUUUCCUCAUGGCGCGGGAUCCUGAGCGCACGCUUGGGGAGGAGACAACCCACGAACUCGUGUGGCGUCCGCCCCUCGCUCGCAAUGAGCGCGCCAUUGACGCCGACCACUUGAUUCUGCAGCAGAAUCCGGUAAUGACAGCCGAGUCGGCGUGGCGUUUCCUUGCGACACUGUCUGCAGGAGAGUGGGGUCGCUCACCAGAGGAGAUUCGUGCUACGUACAAGCCAGAGAUCGGGAUGGUAAGCGAAGAGCGCUCCACAGCAGCUGCCAUCAUUCCCGGUAUGCCACCUCCACCACAGCGCAAGGCAACAGCCGACGAGCCCGUCUCCAUCGCCGCCUCAGCUUACCCACACAUCAUCGAUGCGAUCUUGUCCCAUUCGUCCUCCUGGCUCGCCCUUCGCUUCACCUGCCGCGAGUUCCGCGACCGCGUCGACGCGCUUCUGUAUGCGCACCUGGUGGUCACGGAAUCACGAGCGGGCACAGUGCCAGACGAGAUUGUGCUUCUAGUCUCGCGACCCGAUGGGCGGCUCCUUCCACCUUUGGGCCAUAUGGAUGCCCAUGUGCCUUCAGAUGGCGACUUCUCCAGUGCACUCGCCCACCCUCUUGCCCAGCAGCGUCAAGAGCGACAGAAACGCUGGCAGACCGUGAUGGAGCGAUAUACUCGUGUGGUGGACGUGUUCGAUUUCACGCACCCAGGCUGGGUACCCGACCACCUCUCGAAUGUGCACACGUUGCGCACGCACGUACCACCUUAUGCGUGGGCUCCCAUCCCGUCAGAGAGCUUCCAGGCGCGCGUCCCGGCGUCCACGGCCGUUCUCUUUCCUUCCAGACCAUGGCAGAGCGAGCACGGUACAGAGGGUACCUCGUUCGUCUCGGACCAUACACGCAAGAUUGUCUCCCACGUGCCAUAUCACCCGGACAGGGGGCCCGCGUUCGCCAUCUCUGUCCGACCCCUGGACGGCGUGGACUGGUCGUUGCAGUUGGGCAUCACAGACCUUGUCCUGGUCUUCCAUGACCAGACUCCCGGUACCGCGACGUACAAGAUCGACUGGGCAGUCCCAGCCUCCCCGACAAUAACGGGCGGCGGGUUCACGGGCACGUACCCCACCUCCCCGAGGGGCCGGUGGAUGAGCCUAGUUUGGAACAUUAUCCGUUCAGUGGAGGGCAGGACGCACAUCCCACCACGCGUCACUGUCGUCGACUAUCCAACCGAAGUGGACGUGUUUGGGUUCAGGACUCCUGAGCAGUUCUGCCAGACGAUGAUUGAGAUUAACGAGGAUGACGACGAUGACCCUAUUGCUGGUUUGGCGGAUUUUGCGAGGGGGAUCUCGUUUGUGAGUAGGGCAGAGUAUCAACGUGGGCUUGAGGAGGAGGUCUACAAGUUGGAGAUGGACCCGGCCUUUGUGUAUCGUGCGCCUGGAGUUUUGGAUUAG
Messenger RNA from Apiotrichum porosum, 2667 nucleotides. RefSeq lists its product as uncharacterized. NCBI's taxonomy places the organism in Eukaryota, Fungi, Basidiomycota, Tremellomycetes, Trichosporonales, Trichosporonaceae. The record is from RefSeq and is a predicted model, not a curated record. The transcript is spliced from 4 exons. The coding region runs from base 1 to 2667 and encodes 888 amino acids.